CAACACUAGCAUACAACCACUAAAACCUCAAGCAAUGGAGCUUUUCACAAUCUUCUCCAUUGUUGUUUCUUCCCUAAUUCUCUUCACUUUUUGGUCACUUAAGGUUCCAAAAAACCUGCCACCCGGUCCUCCAAAGCUCCCGAUUAUCGGAAACAUACAUCUACUCGAUAAAAUAGCCCCCCACCGAAACCUUAGAAACUUGGCUAGGAAAUAUGGUCCCAUCAUGCAUUUACGGCUCGGGCAAGUGUCUACCGUGGUCAUAUCCUCACCACGGUUAGCCCACGAGAUCAUGAAGACCCAAGAUCUCAGCUUUGCGGACAGACCCACAACCACAACAUCUCAAAUAUUCUUUUAUAAAGCUUCAAAUAUUGCAUGGGCUCGUUAUGGGAAUUACUGGAGACAGAUGAAGAAGAUUUGUACUUUAGAGCUCCUCAGUGCCAAAAAAAGCCGAUCGUUUUUCUAUAUUCGAGAGGAGGAGCUUACUCGUACUUAUAAGUUUCUUGAUUUUUCUUCUGGUACACCUAUCACUCUUAGGGAUACAAUCCAAGAGAUGGUUAAUAAUGUGGUUAGCAGGGCUACGUUAGGCGAUGUUAGCGAAGACCGACAGUUUAUUAUCGAUUCUACGUAUACUAUGUUGAAGUCAUUCAACUCUUUUAAUUUGUUCAAUUAUUAUCCUAGUUUGAGUUUUAUCAAUGUCAUUUCUGGGAAGCAAGCUCAGUGGUUGAAGAUGCACAAGGAAGUUGAUGUUAUCUUGGAAAAAAUCUUGAGGGAACACAGAAGUAGACCACGUGGCAAAAAUGAUCAUGAAGAUCUUGUUGAUGUCCUUAUAAGGAUCAAAGAGACCGGUGAUCUAGAUAUGGCCAUUACUGAUGACAAUAUCAAAGCAAUCAUUCUUGAAAUGUUGACUGCGGGGACAAGUUCGUCUUCAAUGACAAUCGAAUGGGCAUUUACUGAAAUGAUGAGGAACCCGAAGAUAAUGAAGAAAGCGCAAACGGAAGUGAGAUCAGUGGUGAAGGGCGAUAGAGUCACGGAGGCCGACAUACAAAAUUUGGAUUACACAAAGUUGGUAAUAAAGGAAACAUUGAGGUUGCAUGGUGUGCCUAUUUUGGUUCCUAGAGAGAACCAGGAGGAUUGUGUUGUCAAUGGAUAUGAUAUUCCAGCCAAGACUAGGUUACUUGUAAACGCUUGGGCAUGCGCAACAGACCCCGACAGUUGGGAAGAUCCUGAUAGCUUCAUACCCGAGCGAUUUGAAAACAAUUCGAUUGGUUAUUCGGGUGCUGACUUCGAGUUCAUUCCGUUUGGUGCUGGCAGGAGAAUAUGCCCGGGUAUGAACUUUGGGAUGGGUACGGUUGAAUAUGUUGUUGCUAAUUUGUUGCUGCAUUAUGACUGGAAGCUUCCUGAUGGAAUGAAACCUCAUGAUAUUGAUAUGAGAGAAAUUACUGGGAUAUCUACACUGCCUAUACAUCCGUUAAAGAUUGUCCCUAUCUCCCUGUCAAAGUAAAACUAGAAAGAAGUCAUGAUAAUAAUGGGAUGGAAUGAAGGCUGAAUUUUGUAACAUUAAUAUUGUUGUUUACUGUAUUGUUAUUGUAUCAAGUGUUUGUUUUCUUCGUGUUUUACAAGAAUAAUACACGUUGGUCAACGUUUAAUGCCUAA
Helianthus annuus (common sunflower) is the source of this 1653-nucleotide messenger RNA. RefSeq names its product germacrene A acid 8-beta-hydroxylase-like. The record is from RefSeq and is a predicted model, not a curated record. Lineage: Eukaryota; Viridiplantae; Streptophyta; Magnoliopsida; Asterales; Asteraceae. The transcript has 2 exons. Bases 35 to 1501 code for a protein of 488 amino acids. Gene Ontology annotation, molecular function: iron ion binding; oxidoreductase activity, acting on paired donors, with incorporation or reduction of molecular oxygen; monooxygenase activity.